AUGUUUAUUUCAACAUCAACUGAAAACGACUUUGUCCCUCAAACUGAAAGAAGAAAAUCCCUCAGAAAAUCAUUGAGACUCUCAGUCAACCUUUCGAAUAGUGGCUCUGCUUUCGAAGAUAAACUUUUAAUAUUCAUCAGAGGAAAACAACAACGAAAUAUUUCACUAGGCGUCUACCCAAAGCAAGGUCUCUUACUUCAAGUAUUGAGAGAGGAAUUUUCUGAUAAUAGACUUUCGUAUUUUUAUGAUCCAGUGGAAAGGAAAGAAUUGGACUAUAACGGACUAUGGGAAACUACAACUAAAACUAUUCUAGUACUAGAGGAUGGUGAUGAUGUAAAUGCUCAUGUCUAUGCUUUCCAAAAAGGUGAUUCAACAUUUGGCAUUCAUCACACAAAUCAAUAA
Molecule: messenger RNA, 402 nt
Organism: Naegleria gruberi
Lineage: Eukaryota; Heterolobosea; Eutetramitea; Acrasida; Naegleriidae
Exons: 1
Coding region: 1-402 (133 amino acids)
Source: RefSeq, a predicted model, not a curated record